UUUAUAUUUUUCAUUUUAUAGGUAUUCCUAUUCAAGAUAGGGUUUUUUUUUAUUUACAAACAGUGGGAAUUAUACCUCGCUUGAUGGUUCAUGAAAGAAAUCAAAUGUUUAUAACAGUUGAAAGUCGUCUUAAAACGUUUGACACAUUAUAUAUAAAAUUAAGUGUGAAUCUAAUUACUCUCUGUGAAGCUGGAUUCUUUUAUGAAGGUCCAAGUGAUAAAGAUAGAGUAAAAUGUUUUUGCUGUGAAUUAAUACUUAACAUUUCGGAAAUGAAUUUUGAUGCAUGGAAAAUUCACGCCUUAGGUAAACCAGAUUGCCUUUUUUUACUAUUAACUAAGGGGAAAGAUUUUGUCCGUCAAACACUUGGAAGAUAUCACCCUAUACCAAAAAUAAGCCAUGAUUACUUUAUUAAAUUAUUAACUUAUCAAGUAUCUGAGGAGGACGGUGCUGUUUAUCCUCUAGUUAUACGGAAGAUCAAAAAUAUGGAUAGAUUACGUGAUUUAAAACCCAGAAGUCAAUUACAAGAAAAUUCUGGACCAGAUUCUCUUUUAUGCAAAAUUUGUUUUAAAGAAAAAUUAGAAGUGCUUUCCAUUUCGUGCGGACAUGUAUUUGCGUGUAUUCAGUGUGUAGUUGCUGUUCCUGAUUGUGCAGUAUGCAGACAUUUAUUUACUGUGCUUAUAAGAAUAUAUUUAGAUUUUGAUAGAGUCGUUGAAAAAAAAAGUCCUCUCAAACAUCCUUUCACUUCUGCUGCAGUUCGAAUUGAUGGAGCCUUUAAUCCAGUGCUUUGUCAAGUUUGUCAAAAAUUGCCAGUGCAAGUAGCAAUAGCUCCUUGUAGACAUGCAUAUGCAUGUUUUGAAUGCGCUAUAGACUCUAAAAUAUGUUUAAUAUGUUCUACUAAGGCUUUUGCGUUUAUUUAUUUAUACCUAUAAGAUUUUAAGAAUAUUGGACUUGAUGAUUUCAAGUUUUUUUUUUACUUUAUUUACUUAUAGUUUUAACAAUAUUUAAUCUUAGUAUUUAUAUGGUAACUUUCUGCAUUGAGUAGAAGUUAUUAUUAUAGUUUAUGUAUGUAUUCAUUAUUAUCUUAUAUUAAUUGGUACAAAUCUAAGUUAACAUUAAAGUUUAUUAAUAAUUUAGUCUUUGUAAUUAGAAAUAUAUAAACAUAUUUAGUGUAAUUAUCAUCAUACUACGAUUGUAUGUGUUAUGAAUUAGAUGCGUUUAAUUUAAUUUAAUACAUUAUUUUAAAAUGAAUAAAUAACAUGGCAUAACACAGACAUAAUACAAGUUCAUGAUAAAACUAACAUAACCUUAAAUGUAACAAUCUUCUCCUGUAGAAUAAUUAAUAUUUAUAAAUCUAAUCUGUUAGGUUUUUUCCUUGUUCUUGUUAAACACCUCAGCUCCAGCAAAGGUUCUUCCUCCUCUUAAAUUUGUACAUCACUUGAUUGUUUAUCCUCUGUAGGUUCUUCAGUUUGAGAUGAUACAAAUUGUUCAUCUUGUUCCAAUUUGGCCAUGUCCUCUUUUAAAAUUGAUUUAUGAGGUUUUUCCACAUUUUCCAAAUUCACUAGCGUUGCUCUUAUUUGGUCUGCAUGCCGUUCCCAUAACUGACCUUCCACUCUGAUGUAGUAAUGCCAUGCUCCAACUUUCUCUGUAAUGGUUCCAACAACAAAGUUUCAAGACUGUGCAAGUUAAUGAUUUUUUUUAAUUCAGUUAAGUUAAUUUACACUAAUUAUAAAGAGUUAAAAGUUAAAAGUUAAUUUUAUUUGUAAGUUAACUCACUUAUAUUGAAAGUUAAUACACAUAUUUUUUUAGCUUUUUAUUAAGUCACAAAAAAGUUAAUUUUGUUUAUACAACUCUAGAAUAAUUUUUUACAAGCCCAAAACUAAUUUGUACUUUACGACUAUAGUGUUUAUCAUACUUCAUAAAAAUACAGUAUUUCCAUACAGCGUAUUGUAUUUCAUUGAAGUUUUCAUUUUUAAAAAAUAACAGUAGUGACUUAU
Sipha flava (yellow sugarcane aphid) is the source of this 1994-nucleotide messenger RNA. RefSeq names its product death-associated inhibitor of apoptosis 1-like. The record is from RefSeq and is a predicted model, not a curated record. The transcript has 4 exons. Lineage: Eukaryota; Metazoa; Arthropoda; Insecta; Hemiptera; Aphididae. Gene Ontology annotation, cellular component: cytoplasm; nucleus. Bases 84 to 929 code for a protein of 281 amino acids.